CACAACAACAACAACGAUUGGGGGUUUUUAUUUUGAAAACCGGAAGUGCACGUGCUGACAGUGGCAGUGAGCUGCAGGAUUAACUGUGUGAGUCCUGCACCGAAGUGUUCAUGAGCAACCUGCCAUCAAACACCAGUGACUGUCUGCCCCAACAUCCGCGACGGAGCAGAGCUGACGAAGACUAACCCCGGAGCCAGGAGCAGCUCGCUCAGGCCACAGUCUGGUGUUUGUGCGUCUGUUCGGUCCACAAGGCUUCAAAUAUGUCUCUGUCGUUCCUUUUGGUCUUGGCUGCCACCGUGAUCCUUAUCAGACCUGAAACACCUGUAACUAAGGCCCUACAUCAGAACUCACUUGAGUGCUGCAGUGACAAACUGAGAGGGAACAACUCGUGUUCGAACGACACUCACUGUGAACCUGGCUGCUUCCUGCGUGUCCUUGAGAACAGCAACACUGUUUGUAUCUUUUGUGACUCAGCAUCCGUGGACCUGGAAAACAUAACAGUGUGCACCUACAACUACACAAUGGAGCGGAAGAAUCACACAACUGUCACCACUGUAGUUCCUAAAAUUGGAGGGCCAGGCGUGGCAGCGUCUCUUCUUCUGGGAACACUGUUGAUCAGCCUGUUCCUUAUUUUGUCUGUUGCCUCCUUCUUCUACCUCAAACGCUCCAACCGACUUCCAGGCAUCUUUUACCGCCGCAACAAAGCCUUUAUUUUCCAACCCAGUGAGACGGCUGUCAUGAUUCCCUCCUCCUCAGUGAGGAAACCAAGAUACGUCAGAAGGGAGCGUCCCCCUGCGACCUCAACAGUGGAUAGUGCCACCAUACCCACAACGUCCACCACUCAAGUCUAUAAUGUGUAGGAGGGUCGGGCAGUGUUGGUGCAGGUAGGAGAGAAACCUCAGGAAAGAUUUUCUUCUCAAGGGUGUAGAAAUACUAAGUGGCCAAAUUCAACUUUAACUGCUGGCGGUGCGUCUUAUCGACACAGUGUCUCGUUGACUGGAUCAUAUUUAAUUGAUAUUAUCCCAGGAAAAAUAGUUUCAGUAUUUCUCUGUAAAUGUGAAGCAUUGCAGCUCGAUUUGUAUUUUCCCCUCAUGCAGCACUGUUGUGAUGAAAAGACUCAUCACUCAGUAUCACUCCUUGGUUUUUUCAGUCUCAACACUGUUAUUAAGCAGAAUAUGUGGACCCGACUGUUAAAGUAAUAAUUUGAAAUUUAGGGGGGUAUGCUUACGUGUUCCCUAGUCAAGCUUUAGAUGAGAAGAUUGAUACCAGUCUGAGACCUGUAUGGAAAAUAUGAAGGUAACGUUUGUAGCUAUUGAAUUCAGCAUAAAGACUGGAAACAAGAGAAACAGCUCGUCGGGCUCUGUACAUCCCUGAUGACCAAAUCUCACCAAUAAACAAGUUAUAUCUCUGUAUUAAAACUGGAGAAGUGGAAAAACAAAACUUCUCAAUCUUAGAGGGGGGGUUAUGCUCCAGACUGUUUCUUCUCUGUGAUUGGUUGCAACGCCAAUUUUUGUGUGUGAAUUGAAGAAAGAAGAUUUACUGUGUUUAAUAAGUGAACUUUAAAGGUGCUGAAGAUUGAUUGUGUUUUCUUUGGACAGAGCCACACUAGCUGUUUUUCUCUGUUUCCAGUCUUUAUGCGAAUCUAAGCUACGUCUCCUGGCUGCAGCUUGACUUUUCACUGACAGACUUGAGACUGGUAUCCCGUCAGUCGUCUUUGUUAUUGUUUUAAGUGACAGGGUUCAUAAAUACACUGAUCGGUCUGUUUUAGAGGAAUCGAACCAGCGACCAAGUUUAGUAACAGUAACGCUAAUCUUUUAGAGACUGUGUCAGUGACAAUUAAUGGAAGCUUGUUUUUUCUUAGUUGGCUCAUUCAGAUAUUUUAUUUACAUGUGUGAUAUUUAUUUGCAUUUUGUAACAGUGCACUGAAUUUUACUGAUUAGACCAAGAGAAUAAUUUGCAUCUAAUGUAAGAAUUCUUCUGCUGGACCGGGACAUUGUAGGGAGAGUGACUGUAGCCGUUGUAUUGAUAAUUGUUCAAUUGACUUUGUAUUUUUAUUGUUGUUUUUGAAUUUACUACUUUUGUGAUCUCAAGCGAGUUGAAUGUAUUUUAAAUGGACAACAAAUCCUGCAUAGUAAUAACAUGGAUUAUUUACUACGUUCCACUCACUCACACAUAGAGGUCAUUUUUAACUGCAAACUCUCACAAAUCUUUUUUUAUCAGAAGUUCUACCAUCCUGCAAAAAACAUUUUAAAUAUACAUUUUUGUUCCAUGAAGUAAAGUUUAAUUCCAAAAGAAUUUUCUCUCUCUCUCAAAAUUAAAUUAUUUUUAAUCCCUCUGCACUUUAUUUGCCUGAGGUCAUCAGCUAAAGUUAGACCUUAUGUUUUUUAAAGGAUACACAUUAUGCUAUUUCAGGUUUUUUUUUUUUUACUCUGGUGUGUUUAUUAUUGAUAUUUAUGUGAAUGUAAAAGUUCUGCAAUGUCAAAAACCCAAAGUUUGUAGUAAAGGGAGCUCCCCUCCCCCACAGACAGCACCGCUCCUGAAGCUCCUGAAACCGCUAGUCAGUCUGGCCGAUACUUACAGGUCAUGCGACAUUGUGAUGUCAUGUGGCAUUUGUGUAAUGGCUAGUCUGGCACACCCCUUAACAAAUCCAGGUAAAGUUAGAUCCGCGGCCGGCAUUGUGCUGUAAGUGGUUAACCAAUCACUCCAGAGUGGGCCAGCUAGCCAAUCAGAGCAGACUCGGCUUUAGCGACACAACCUUAAAGAGACAGGAGCUAAAAUCAAGUGUUUCAGACAGAGGCUGAAAAGUGGAGCUGUGGAUCCGAGCAUCUAAACCUUUUUAGAUAAUAAAUGAAAAUGAACCUGAAUAUGAGCAUUAUAUGUCUCCUUUAAAAUAAUUUAAUCUCUGAUUUGAUCUAAUCUAAAAUAAUAUAGUCACCAGGUGUGAUUGAGAUUGUAUUUCUGUGUGAGUGGCAACAUUACUGUUGCAUUGUGAAAUUUACUUGACUACUAUAACCUUUGCCAAACAUUCUCUGAAGAAACUGGCUUGUACUGUGUGCCAUUACUGUGAUGAUUACUGUGCCAUUCUGAGCUUUAUACGCAGCCGGGGAACAUUCAGUCACGACGUGCUGAAUAAAUGGAUAUUUGAAAAAUAUCCAGUGGCCUUUACUGUGCACAAUUUGAAACCAAGGCUAGUUAUCCAAGUUUUAUUUGCGGUAUAUGUGGUAUUUUAUUUAAUAUAUUUUUAUAUCUUGCCAACACUGAGGCAAUAAAAAACUCAUUUCCAUCUUCAGUACAUGUUGAGCAAUCUGAAGUAUGCCAGUGAAAAGGCAUUUCCUGAUUAUUCCCCUUUUUGCUUCAUGCUUUUGUGUUGUUUGGUGUUGUACAGGCAACCAUAAGCUAAAUACAUGUAUAUAUUGUUUUAUACAAAUGAUGCAUUGUUUUUGUAAUGAUGUACAUAUUCUUGUUUCAAUGCCAUGAAGAAUGUUCUGCAGAAAUAAAGCACCUUCAACUGUU
Paralichthys olivaceus (Japanese flounder) is the source of this 3513-nucleotide messenger RNA. RefSeq names its product chromosome 2 C1orf159 homolog (gene c2h1orf159). Lineage: Eukaryota; Metazoa; Chordata; Actinopteri; Pleuronectiformes; Paralichthyidae. The record is from RefSeq and is a predicted model, not a curated record.